CGUGCUCGACCCUUCUUGAUCGAAGUCGUUCUCACGGUUAGUCUGUCCUGCUUCAUGUUUCCCCGCAACCUGCUUCGACGGAUUCCAAAAAACACGAGCCUGCAUUGGCAAAAUGCAGCUGCGAAUAGAAUGUUCUCGCUAAUUGGACACGUCCCAUUGAAAACGCGGGCUCCGCCAGCGACUCACUUUUACGUGUGCAGACGGACAUUGAGUACACCUGCCCCCAUGGUCAAUGUCAGUGAUCUAUCUAUGGAGCACUAUCACGCACUUUCGGACGCGACCAUGACAACUUUACUCGAACGGCUUGAGGAUUUGCUGGACGCAGCAGGAAAUGACGCGUACGAAGUAGACUAUCAUAGCGGCGUCCUAACGCUCAACUUAGGCACCCAUGGGACAUACGUGAUCAACAAGCAGCCGCCGAACAAGCAAAUAUGGUUGUCUUCCCCACUCAGUGGCCCCAAGCGCUAUGAUUACGUACCAGAAUCAGAUGACUGGCGAUACUUGCGAGACGGAAUGGGACUUGGGGAGCUGCUGGAUGAGGAGCUUACGGAUAUGCUCCGAUCGAAAGUCUCCCUGCAUCUAGAGGGUGUGUCUAUGCAGAUACAAGAGUAGAGUCGUCACGAUUGGUUC
Messenger RNA from Suillus clintonianus, 630 nucleotides. RefSeq names its product Frataxin. The coding region runs from base 55 to 612 and encodes 185 amino acids. Gene Ontology annotation, biological process: intracellular iron ion homeostasis; iron incorporation into metallo-sulfur cluster. Gene Ontology annotation, molecular function: ferroxidase activity; 2 iron, 2 sulfur cluster binding; ferrous iron binding. The transcript is spliced from 4 exons. Lineage: Eukaryota; Fungi; Basidiomycota; Agaricomycetes; Boletales; Suillaceae. Gene Ontology annotation, cellular component: mitochondrion. The record is from RefSeq and is a predicted model, not a curated record.